AUGUCAUCUCCAUUGGAAGAAGAUCAUCCUGAAACACCCUCUUCCCCCGACCCUUUUGGCGACUCGGCCUCAAUAUUCACGACAACCUCACCACCAUCCCAACCCCGCCGAACCAUUCCCUCUUUUCGUUCGAUAUCAGAUUCCCAAACGACCGCACAAAGCUCAAAUCCACUCGCCCCCCUGAAUGCUGCCCGAAGACCCGGCCCUCCGCAGGUUCCUUUCGCAUCCAUGCAGUCCGUGGGGAGCGGUACCGGGGGAUUGCCGAAGGACGUGCACGCCAGAUUGCAAGCAUUCCAGGCUUCAAGACGUGGUGCCCCAUCAGCGGCGAUGAGCGGAGGCACACCAACGCUCCAGACAAAGGUUUCCCCGGUAAUUGGACCUGCUAUGAGCCCCACCGGCGCUCCGUUUAGUCCUGCUGGCGGGAUGCCCGGAAGCCCCGGUGGUCGACCAGCCGCUCCGCAGAAUUGGAUAUCCGCCCCUGCUAUGGCCGGACGUGUGGGGCCGCCAAGGAUGUCUCUAAUGGAGAGACGGAGGAUUCAGGGCUUUCCUGGAGCCCUUCCACCAGCUCCCGGGGCAGUUCCACCGGGACCUCUGGGUGGGGGCAAUCCAGUUGCUAAUGGUGGGACCGGCGCUGCCCCUACAGACGGCGUUCAAGGAUCGCUGUUUGACAAGUAUUCGGAAUAUGUUGAUGCUAAGACCGGAAGUCUGAAAUUCGCGGGGAAGGCCGUCUUGCACAGUAAAGGUGUGGAUUUUUCUUCAGGCAGCAGCUUUAGUAUCUCGUUGGAGGAGCUGGACCAACUGGAGGAGCUUGGGAAGGGCAAUUACGGAACGGUUCACAAGGUUGUGCACAGGCGCCCAACUGUGUCACGGAAUGGAGCAGGCCCAAUGCCGAACUGCCCCAGCUCACCUAUUUCUGCGUCAUCCCCCAGGCCCAUUGCCGAUAGCGGCGAGGAACCUCCGGCUCCACGUGGAACGGGAGUGGAGAUGGCCAUGAAAGAAAUCCGACUCGAGCUCGACGAAAACAAGUUUGCGCAAAUUAUUAUGGAGCUAGAUGUGCUCCAUCGCUGUCUUUCGCCUUUUAUCAUCGAUUUCUAUGGGGCUUUCUUCCAGGAGGGCGCUGUAUACAUCUGUAUGGAGUACAUGGACGGUGGCUCCAUUGAUAAGCUUUACAAAGAUGGUGUCCCUGAGAAUGUGCUGCGGAAACUCACUUAUGCUACAGUUAUGGGGCUUAAGACCUUGAAAGACGACCACAAUAUCAUUCAUCGAGACGUGAAGCCGACCAAUAUUCUGGUCAACACUCGAGGCGAGAUCAAGCUUUGCGAUUUUGGUGUCUCGGGGAACCUUGUUGCUAGCAUAGCAAAGACAAACAUUGGAUGUCAAAGUUAUAUGGCGCCUGAGAGAAUUGCGAGCGGCGGUGUCCAGGCCACUGUCGGUGGCUCAGCGCCAGGCACGUAUAGUGUGCAAAGUGAUAUUUGGAGUUUGGGGCUAAGUCUCCUGGAAUGUGCCAUGGGAUGUUAUCCAUAUCCACCGGAAACCUACAACAAUAUCUUUAGCCAACUUAGUGUAAGACUCCCAAUGCUUACUGGCGAGAUUCUCGUGCUGACAGAUGCCGGCAAAUAGGCUAUCGUCGAUGGUGAGCCUCCAGACUUACCAGAGAAAGGCUUCUCAGCAGAAGCUCGUAACUUCGUACGUGGUUGUCUAAAUAAGAUUCCAAAUCUACGACCCACAUAUUCCAUGCUUCUUCGACACCCCUGGUUGUCGGAGUUCUCCCAACCAGCCACCAUUUCAGAGGAGGACGAAGAGAUGCAAUCGCCUGUAACUCCACCCACAAUCAAGGGUGAUAAAGAGGUCGCGGAAUGGGUUGUUGGUGCUAUUGCAGAACGGAAAGCUCGAAUAGAAUCGGGCGGCAAGGGGACCGAAUCGGAAAAGCCCGCUUUGCAUGCUGCUCCGCUGGACGUGGUGGUUAUAGCGCCUACCAAAGAUGCUCCCGCGGCUGAGCCGACCACCCCGGGAGAUGUAAAACCUGAAGACCAGGAGCUGAAAAGCGCAACAUCAGACCUCCUAAAAUUGGCUGUAGAAGGAUAAAUCGACCAUUCCUAGAUUUUACACGGAUUCAUCAUCACCUCUCCUCACCCCUCCUCUUGCUUCCUUCUUUCCGGUUCACUUUUUCCAUCAUUUCCUUUGCGCAUUUGAGAACCUGAUUCAAUGGAUAACGAUAUUUGCAUCUUGCCACAAAAGCCCCAUAUCAUUUCCUUUUUUACUUUUUAUUGUUUUUUUCCCAUAUAGUUUCCCUUUCGUUUGGGAGGGGUUGGCAUAUAUCCAUCCCUGGUUCUUUCUCAUGUUACCUUCUAUUCCAGUUUAUUUUCCCCCCUUCGCGAAUCUCUUUGUAUGGAAUAUUUCCUCUUAUUUCUUACCUUUUGCUAUAGGGGAUACAUGGGGAAGGCGCGCGGGCUCUUUUUCCUUCCCUUUUUAGAUUUCUCCCUUUUUGUGCUUUGAACGGCGUGCCGGGUAUGGAGGGAUUGGCGGAAGAUGGAAAGAAAGGGAAAAGGAAAACCCUUCGAAAAUUACAAUGUUGGAUAAUGUUUUGUCUGUGCGAUGCGUGAUGUGAUCUUUUUUCUGAGCUAGUCAAGUUUGUCAUGAGUAGUCACUCGGUGGUGAGGUUUGAGAGGCGGAUCGCCCGGUGGGAAUCGGUCGCUGGCAUGGAGCGUCGAUGAGGGUGGCUGUCCUGUCAUACCGGUAUUUAUCUACAACCCGUGGUGCCGAGAGUAGCGCGAAGUGCGCUGAACGAGGUUUUCACGAGUCAUGAACGUUCCAUGACAGCACUCUUCUGUUGGACACGCUGCUGAUGUGCCGGCGCCUCGCGGCCUGUGGCUGUGGGAUAGAUGGUUUGAUCAGUGACCUCCCUUCCGGCCUUCCAAAUCCUCUCCUGCUCAUAGCCAAACAUGCCCUUUUUCAUCACCAAAAUCCCGACUGUGGUUAUCCGCACGAAGGGAUUUCGCCGCUAGAUAUCGACGGUUUUUAUUGCCUACAAUUCCCCUUCCCUCCAGGAUGCAUCGGCGCCAAUGAUGCACCCAAUGUAUAGCAAUGCAGUAUUGCACUCGACCUCGAGCAAAAAGAAAAAGGAAAAAAGAAAAAAAAAAGAAGAGA
Molecule: messenger RNA, 3147 nt
Organism: Tuber aestivum (summer truffle)
Lineage: Eukaryota; Fungi; Ascomycota; Pezizomycetes; Pezizales; Tuberaceae
Source: the annotation of a GenBank genome assembly